AAAGCUCGCAGGCAGGUUAACCAAAGACCUACCGGAACCAGUACUCGUACAACCAAAAAGUAGCCGUUGCCUUUUUCCCGAAUUAUCUUCGCCGAGAUCCAUAAAAAACGAACGGAACCUCCGCUUUUCACGCCCUCACCCGAUUUCAAAUCCGUCGCGCACGAAAGCGGCCGAAAAGUUCCAAACCGCGUCGAUCGAGCGUUUUCGAGCCAAAAAGGAAAGCAGGAGGAGACGAGGAGAUCAAAAGGGGGGGAAAGAUGGUGGAGAUCGCCGCGAGAUUCAUGGACAAGGUUGAGGCGGCGGCGGCGGCGGCGGAGGAGGAGGGUGAUGUCGGCGGGGAGGAGGUGGAGGCGCUGCCGGAGCCGCCCGACGACGCCGGCCCCGUCGCGUGGCCCAUGCCGGAGUUCUGCCCGCUCACGAUCGACGGGUUGGUGAAGGAGUCGUUCAUGGAGGCGCUGCGGAAGGACGCGGCGGAGCAAGCGCUGCGGGACGCGGAGGCGGUGGAGGCGGCGCGGAGCCCGGAGUCCCGGCCGUCGAGCAGCAAGCGCCAGCGCGCCGCCACCGCCUCGCCGCAGCAGCAGCAGCAGCCCUCGUCGUCGUCGUCGUCGUCGUCGAGGAGCCCGUACCGCAACAUUCUGCAGGUUUUCCAGCAGUGCAAGCAGGACGUCACCUGAUCGGAGGAAGAAGACAACGAGGAGGAGGACAAGAGCACAGUACAGGCCGCGACAUCUCGGCUUAAUUUUUACUUUUUUUUUCUCACUUGAUUACGUGAUGAUGAAAAUAAUGCUCGAUUAGUUCUUGGCAUGUACUAUGGAUCAAUCGAUUCAGUUCGGUGAUAGUUUACAGUUGGUGGCAUAGUCGAUAGGAAGCUUUAUGCUUGUGUAAAGAUCAUGAGAUACAACUAAAUUACGCCAUGACAAAUUCAGAUUCAUCUGUAAUGAUAUCAAGAAAAAGACAGAUUCAUUUCAGAUUCA
Molecule: messenger RNA, 974 nt
Organism: Oryza sativa Japonica Group (Japanese rice)
Lineage: Eukaryota; Viridiplantae; Streptophyta; Magnoliopsida; Poales; Poaceae
Source: RefSeq, a predicted model, not a curated record